This is a messenger RNA of Ruditapes philippinarum (Manila clam), 4526 nucleotides long. Its product is annotated as mucin-2-like. Gene Ontology annotation, molecular function: transcription coregulator activity. The transcript is spliced from 21 exons. NCBI's taxonomy places the organism in Eukaryota, Metazoa, Mollusca, Bivalvia, Venerida, Veneridae. Gene Ontology annotation, cellular component: SAGA complex. The record is from RefSeq and is a predicted model, not a curated record. Gene Ontology annotation, biological process: regulation of transcription by RNA polymerase II. Bases 1 to 2727 code for a protein of 908 amino acids.
AUGAGGGAGAAGUGGUCAGUCACUGGUGGAGAACUUGAUAUUUUAAUACUGUUUGUUUUCAGGAAAUCCAUUCACCAGAAGUUAUUGGAACUUUAUAUUGAAGAAACUGGUAAACAAUCAGAUGAAAAGAAAUUACAGUGUAACACACAUUUGCUGAGAAAGUUAGUGCGACGUGAAAAAUUGAACUGUUUGAUAUUAAACCUGUAUCCUGGUAACGAUGGUUACUCUUUGAUGUUGAGAAGUAAAACUGGUGUAGAAACUGAAACAUGUAAACUUCCCUAUGAGGUGACAGAAUUGCUAGACUACAUAGAUGAUUCAGAGCUUCCUCCAUUCCUUGUAGAUGUGCUGGAGAAAGCACAGGUGAAUGUUUUCUACAAUGGUUGUGUGAUAGUGGAGGUGAGAGAUUUCAGACGUGCUACUAAUGGAACAUUUGAUAUGCAAUAUGUUCUCCUUAAACCAAAUACACAGGUAAUGGAACAUUUGAUAUGCAAUAUGUUCUCCUUAAACCAAAUACACAGGUAUGUAAAGAAGUAUAACCAGUCUGCUGCCAACAGGAAGCGAAAAUUUGCUGCAUGUAGUGCACCAAGUGAACUCAAACUUCAUGAUUUCAUCAGUAAAAAGAAGGAUAAAAAGACGAGCAGUAAAUUUGGAAAAUCUGCAGUUGACUACUGGAAACAAAGUCCUGUAAUAUUAUCAGCACCAGAAAGUGUGGAUGUGGAGAGGUUUGCUAAAAUCAUGGAAAAACCAGAGAAAAACAGUGUUAAAGACAACACCUUGAAUCUAGUAGAAGAGCAUGUAUUAGAGAGAGAUGGUAUGCAGGAUAAGAAGUUACUGGCUAAACUGACCAUUUACCAUCGUCCUGGUGAUGAUGCUCAUCUAGGUGAACUCUACCUCGAUCAUGACUACAUAGAGGAGAAAUCUAAGGGAGCUACCUGCAGAUUUCUGCUUGGAAAUAAAGAUUCAGUCAAAAAAUAUUUAGAUCAGUUUCGGGAGAUAUUUACAGAGGAAGGUCGAAGGGCUGUUAAGAUCACCACACAGAGACCGGGUCAGGCUCCUAUAGUAACCUGUACACAGACAACACCAACAACCAUUGCCACAGCAACAGUAAACCAAACUGCUACCAAACCUGUAUCUACUGCUGCACAGGCUGUUGAGUUAUCUCAAAGUGCUACUAUGAGUCUAGGUAGUUUAAAGAGAUCUAUGCCUAUACAGUUAUCAUUGUCUAUAGGUCCUACCUUAGGUACAGCCCAGGCUGCACAGCAGAUCCAGCAAGCAGGUACAUCUAGUCAGGCAGCCAAUCAGAUUCAACUUAACAUGCAGUCUUCAUCCAUCAACCAAUCACCAUUAGCGACACAGAGAUUACAGCAAGCUAGCCAGUCACAGUCUGCUUCUCAGAGGUUGAAACAGCUUGGAAUACACACCAGUAUAGCUUCCAGAAACAACACACCAACAGCUAGUCCUGUCACCUCACAGCCUCCUAUUGCACAACUAUUUGGCAGCCCACCAUCAGCAAGUGCUGGUGGAGUUCAGAUGUUACCCCAGCAACAAGCAGUUAGCACAAGAACACCUACACAUACCCCAACACCCACACCUCCACCCUCCAUUGUAUCCCCUCCUCCACAGAACACAGGCUUGGUGAGGAAGUCAAGCCUUACAGCAGAGUCCUCCACCAUACACCAUAUGGCACAAACAACACACCAGGCUAAUGUUUCUAGUAUAGUACAAGGUGAAGGUAAUACAUCAGUAUCAACGAGCAUCAGUCAUCAGCCACAGGGUGUGGCCAAUAUCAACAUUGCCAACAUAACAGGUAUACCACCUAACAUUAACAUACAGAAUCUCACUGGCCUGCCGGGUAUGAACAUUGCCAAUCUACAGGGACUACAAAACAUGCAGGUAUCCCUGUCUUUACCUGGAGGAAGUAUAGCAGUACCUAUCAGUAUGAUAAACACUAACUCGGCCUUGUUACAGAAUCAACAAGGAAUUCUAGGAGUUUCUUCUGGCGGUUCCUCAUCUUCUAAUACACCUAGCGGUGUAACAACAGUGAUGUCUGUGAAUCCUAGUCAAUCAACUGUUGUUUCCAUGGUAACUCAAUCAUCAGCACUGUCUCAUGCUGUAGCUACUACAUCACAUAUUGUCACAGGGGUGAUUAGUCAGUCCAGUAAUGUCAUACCAGGAACAAGUAUGUUGUCAGUACCAAUUAACUUGGCCGGUACUCAGCUCGUACCAGCUGGUCUCAAAGCAGGCAACCAGACAAUAAGAAGUUCCUCAUCCAUACCACUCCAGCUACAGUUUGGUCAGCAGGGCAUUCAGUUUGUAAACUUACAGCAACAACCACGACAACAAAUGAAGGCAGGAACCAGUCUUCAACAGAAUCAAACCCUCACCCAAGUUGGUGUUAAACCCUCCACCUCUAUACAGGGACCUCUUACUACAGCAAUAUUACCUACUCAUGGUCCAGGGCAGCAUGUGUUAUCACAGAUCCCUGUGGGUAAGAGUGGUGGGCCAGCAGGUGGUAUUACAACAACAUUAACACAUCAACAACUUGUACAGCUUCAACCCCAGUUCCAGGCUCAACUACAGGCAUUUAAGAAUACAAGUCAAGGACCCCAGCAACAACUUCAGUUUCACCAGAUAUUAAAACAACCUGUUGUACCCACACAACCUAACAUAUCAUUUGGUGGGAAACCUAAAAACAAGAAGAGGACAACGCCCACUCCUCCAAAAUAAUGCAUCAUUCACUUUUGCAAUAAACUGUGAAUUAUAAACAAUCUUUGGGAUGUUAAAGCUGUAGCCAAAAUAUUUCAAGAAUAUUGAACUUGAGAAAAUGUACUAAGAUUUUAAGAAAAGUAUAAAUAUAAAUUAAGUGAUAAUGGACGUUAUGUGUGAUUAAAGACAUUUGCAAUAUUUAUCGCUAUAUUUUGUCAAGCAGUAACGAUAUUUUGUCAAGCAGUAACGGCUAUUUUUACAUUUUUUUAACCUCUGUUUUUGGUAAUUUAAGUGAACUGUACAUGUAAGUGCUGUUUGCUAUAUGUAAAUUACUUUCUUUGUUCACUUCACAAUAUUUAAUUUUUUAAUACCUUUACAAAAUGUUCAUGAAAAUUAGCAUGAAUCUGGAGGUGUGCUGCUUUAAGGAAAACAGUCAGUGAGCAUGUUGUUGUAGGAUGAAAUAAUGAAUACUGCAGAUUUAAGUGAAAAUUGCAAAUGGUUAUGACUGACUUUAUGGGGAAAUAAUCUGGUUUUUGUAACAGUUUAUUUGAUUUGAGUGAGCGGUAACAAUGGCUGACUUGAAAUCCCUUACUACUAAAUUAAGUGAGUUGAAAUAAUUGAAAUUAAUAGCUUCUCUCAAUUAAGUGAGUUGAAAUAAACUGCUAGAGACAAUUAUAUCUUGUAAGGAAUCUAUCUAUCUAUCUUACUGGCUUACAGGAAUACCAAUAUGAAUGUUAACGCAUGAAGUUAAAACAUGGAGGGACACUUACCUUUCACCUCUUGUUCAGCUGGGAUGUUACCACUUCAUUGUUGUGUAAGAUGAUUUGAAAAUGUGAAGAAUGGAAAGUCUUGGUAUAGUUUUGAGAGGUGUUCAAUAUCAAAUUAAUAAGAUUUAGAAGUUAGUGAUGUAAGAUGUUUAUAGUAAAGUUAAAAUUUUGCUUGAAUUGUACUUUGAAAUUUACAUUUUCUAUCACUACUUUUAGAUAUGUUUUUAUUUUAGUAUGAUAUUAUAUGUACAUUUUCUCGUAAUUUGAUUGUAUUUAUAUGUGUUUUAAGAAUGCAAAAAGUUUUAUAUUUGGCUGUAUAAAGAUACAGUAUGAAUUUUUUAUUAAUGUUUUUUUGUUAUUGAUAUAUAUUCUUGAUUGACUGUCUAUUGCAGUGUAUAUUGUCAACUGAGGAAUAAUAAGACAUAAUAGAUGAAUGAUUAAGCAUUGCAUGUUACUAUUUAUAGCUCAUCAGAGCACAUACUGCUCAUGUGACCUGUCAUGGACUGUUGUCUACAAUUGCUUCAAAUAUCAUUCAGAAAUAACAGAACCAAAGUUGAUAAAGCUUGCUGAGAAUGUUUUUUGUUUGACGGUUAACUAAAGUUGUUCAAUGAAUACAUUCAUAUUGAACCUGGGUCACAGAUGUUGAAAAUUGAUUUUGAAAUAGAAAAUUUUAAAAUCCUUUAAGUUAAGGUAUGUUGUAUGAAGCAUUGUCUAAUGGGCCAAAUGAGUCUACUAAGGUUCAUACACGAAAAAUUAAAAAAAAAUGAUAUUUUUUUUAGUAGCCAAUCAGUCCCAUGUUAAAUUACUGUAUUAACAUCAUGAUCUAGAUGUUCUCUAUUAAGUCUUUGUAAUUCAUUGACCCUGCCUCCCGGGUGACUCUGUUUGUUAUAGAAUCAUGUCGGAAAAAAAAUAAAAAUCUCCUCUGAAACAGCAAGGCAAACAACUUUGAUAUUCAGUUCAUUGUUUUGUGUGAUAAAUCUCUCCAAAAUCUGUACCUUAGUCAAAUUUGGCUGUAUCAAAUGUGCUACUUGAAUUUAACAUAAAAACCAUAAA